GAAACAAAAGGCAGCAGAAGUUGUCGUAGACUUGGAUGGGUCUUCAGACGAAAACGCAACUGUUAUUUCGCUUUUAAAUAGCUUGCCAAUUCCCUAUCACUUAUUUGACGGGGACGGCAAUUUUACGUAUACUCCAAAUCUAGGGCUAGACUUCUUCGUGCCAGAGAGUGAGUGUAUGACUAGUAGAGUCAUUAGUGUAGCGACAAGUAGUAGUAGCUCGUGUAUUGGAAUUUGUGAUUUUCCUUACUUCUUUUCUGAUGUACCGUCAUUUUUCAUCUAUCUUUAUCUUACUAUCUGCAUGCUUUUUCUGCAGAAAUGGCCUCCCCCAAUGUUUUCGACUUAUACCAGACUCAGGAUGAGGAGGAGGUUCCCCUGGUCCGACGGAGGAAAUCGGCCAGGAGACACGAUGACGAAUCUAGCCAAGCACCCUCGGCCAAGAAGGGUCGAGCAGCUGAUCCUUCCAAGGAUGGGCCCUCUGGCCAACCUUCUUCUCAACCACCUGCUACUGCUGAGAAGGAAGUCCCGCCUACCGCCAUAAACCCUUCGCUUGCGGUUCAAAAAGAACAGGCCCAGCAAGACGAACUUCCUGGGGCCAGACUCUCGAUCUGUUCCCUGCGAUCAACAAAAGAUCGCCUUGCUCAUAUCCUGAAGCAUGACCAUUGCAGGGAGGCAAUGGUCGAGGCUGAGAACAUGGGGGUCGAUCAGAUCCUCAACAGGGCUCUUAACGAAGAGGCCAGUGCCAUGCUGACAAUGAUCGCGGCUCAUACUCGUGCUAGCACUAGCAUCGAGCAGUCUCGGGUGAAGGUCAUCGAGGAGCUUCAAGCCACAGAGGCUAGGCAUGCUGGGGAGUUGGAAAUAGUCACCCAGCAGAAGGAUGCCUUGGUGGCAAAACUGGCAGAGAAGCAAGCUUCUCAGGAAACUCUCCAGAAGCAGAGGGAUGACUACCUGGAGUCCAGCCGAAUCCAAUGGUGUGAAGUCAAGAAACUUAGGGAGGAGCAUCUCGCUAAGGACGUGACCAUUGCUGUUCUUAAAAGCCAGGUGGAACAGCUUAAGCUCACCAAUGCCAAGGACAUGGGGAGGUAUAAGAACGCAACACUUCGGUGUUUCUAUGAUUUUUGGAAACACAACCAAAGUGCCGAUUUCAGCUACCUCCCAGAAGACGCUAGGAAGGCCGAGCUGGCCCGCUGCACUGCUCGGUUAGCUGCCAAAGAGAGAGCUAGGGUCCCUGCUUCCCCAAGCAUUCAGCCAGCCGCCGAAGUGGAGGGAGGAGAAGCUGGAGAGGACGUGGUCGAUCAAAAUGCUCCAACGGAUCCUCUUGCUCCUCAAGCUCCUUAGAGUUUUUUGUUCUUUUACUUUUCUUUAAUUACACGACCUAUGGGUCGUGAUGUAAAGACUAUGAUUUUUCUUUGGUUUUGCUGCAUGGGCAGCAUAUUUUUCUUUUACAUUUGAACAAUUACAUCCAAGCAGUACUGCUUGCGGUGUAAAAGAAUUCCCUUUGAUAUUAUAAUAUUUCUGCUUAUUAUAA
Messenger RNA from Humulus lupulus (European hop), 1525 nucleotides. RefSeq lists its product as uncharacterized. The record is from RefSeq and is a predicted model, not a curated record. The transcript has 2 exons. NCBI's taxonomy places the organism in Eukaryota, Viridiplantae, Streptophyta, Magnoliopsida, Rosales, Cannabaceae. Bases 316 to 1335 code for a protein of 339 amino acids.